Molecule: messenger RNA, 209 nt
Organism: Closterium sp. Yama58-4
Lineage: Eukaryota; Viridiplantae; Streptophyta; Zygnematophyceae; Desmidiales; Closteriaceae
Source: the annotation of a GenBank genome assembly
CUCACCGGCAGCAAGAGGAGCUUUGAUGCCAUCUCACCGGGUUCAGGCAGCAAGCUGGGGAGCGCUGCAAGAGCGUUCCAGAGAGUGAAGGUGGAGGAGGUGCAAUUCAAAGACCCCCGGCUCAUGGAUAACUCGUACUGGGCCAAGAGUGGGGCGGGCACUGGCUGGGGCGCUAAGGCACAGGAGAUUCUGGGCCAAGUCAGGGGCAG